UCCCCAAUGGCAUUGCAAACGACUCAGUGAUGGCACGCAGAAGUUCGGAACGUAUGUUCUUCCAGCUCGUCGCAUUUGCAGCUUCAUUUAUCUCGUGUAGAGUGGGAGAUGGUUCCCGCACAACAUCGUGAUCAUGAUACACAUCAGAGAAAACGACAGCAUGAUCUUCAUCACGAACUUCAUCAUGACGCAUUUCACUGCCGGAAGGAGCCUCACUCGCUUCUUCCUCUGCAGAAAUAGCCACACCACCUCCACCUCGCCUGCCUCUAGGGACUAUUAUCUUAGUAGCAGGGCUACUCGUACUUCUCUGGGUGACUUUUAAUCUUGGCAAUCGAACUUUCAUUCGCCAUGCCAUCGCAGAAUCUUUUAGCAGGCACGCGAUAGGUACAAAAGGGUUAUAGCGAAAACCACGGCCCAGUGGCCACGCGCGCAAAGUUCAAUGAUUUACCCACUUCCGACUGGAAGAAGGUUUCAGGAUCGGGUGACACAUCCCACUUUUUGCGAUCUGCACUGGAGAUCUGGGGCGAAUGGCAGCUCUGCGGAACGCAUUCGUGUCUCCUCCGAUCGGUACAGAGAGGAAGAUGGCUGGAUUGCGCCUCCUGCAGCCGAGUAUUCAGGCUGAUCCCGCCUCCAUGCGAGCCGAAGAGCUCUCCGGGUUAUCUGGACUGAUGGCGGAUCACGGAGAAGAGGAGGAAGAGAGACUCACGGACGAGGAGUACGAGAUCGUGCAGCGAGACGAGGCCAGGGACAUCCCGAGCGAGUUUCUCCACAGCUACGGUACGAUGAGUCCUGGCUCUAGAAGAAGGCGACGUCGGAAGAGGAAAAAUUCGUGGAGACGGCGCUCCGGAUCCUACUCACCUCUCGUCCCUUCUCCUCGGUCUCGCCACUACCACCACCACCAGCAGCAGCCUUACUUCUCUCUCUCGCCGCAAGCCCUCAGAGAAGGCGAGGGACGUGAGCUGGAGCCCCGCGUGCAGCGGCCGUGGGGUAGCACCUCUGCUGUUUCGCAGGUCAGCUAGAAUGCAAAACACAAAAUUCCUGUGGAGUAUCUCUGGAUGAGGAUGACAGAACACACACAAAAAGUUUCUUACUUUUUAGCAAGCGAACAGGCCAGCUUACCAUCGCUGAAUACUUUUGGUACACUCAGGUUUGGACGAUCUAUUAACUCGAGCAAGUGGAGGAAAGUGCAAACCAACCUUGACUGGAGAAUACAGCAUGUAUAUAUAGUUAUGGUGGUCUAAAGUUUUCUAGCAGGUGUGGACUAUCCGUCCAGCAUGUCUCAACAACUAGGUAACGAGGUAGAAAGGCAAGGCAAACAAGUCAACUACAGGACAGCUAGAAAAGAUCGAUGCAAAACAAACCACAAGUACAUAUAUAUAUAUCCAAUAAAUGUGAGGUCAUGGGAAAAGACUGUGAUAAAUGGUAGUAGUGUGAAUUGAUGAGGUAACCUUAGCUGAGUCGGCACAUCCUCAAUUCAUGAAUCCCAGGAUUCAUUGUUAGCCCAUAGAUUCGUUGCCAUGGAGUGUAGUCAGGAAUGCUGUUACUUGAUGAUGAUGUCACACACUCCCUCCCUCUAGAAUGCAGACUACGACAAGUUGAUUACUCACCACCACCACUUCGCCAUGACGACCGACCACGACCACGACAACGAGGAUUCCUAUAGCAACGACACCUCGAGCGAGGAGGACGAGCCCCCAAUUAUGGAGCUAAUUUACCGUCGGACGUGCAAAGACAAAGUGAAACUAAUAGUUUUCCCUCUCCUAUAUUUCAUGUUCUUCGCCAUCGCUGGAGUGUUUGCGUUCUACUCCAUCGAGGCUCUUAUUGUGUCUUACAAUCAUCGCGUUCGAACGGCCAGUUACAUCACUGUUGAGGAGUAUGCCCCUAUUGGAAUUGCUCUAUUCCCUCAGGUGUGUGUGUGAGAGAGAGAGGAGAGAAACUAGAUAGAGGGACGAGAAGGGAUGAAUGGAGAAGAGUACGACAGAGGUGGCAUGGGAUGAAACCUGUUCUUGCCAUGUCACCCACACAGAUCCUCUAAACUUCGUUUUACGCCAUACAAAUACACUAUGUCUCUGGAUAAAGAAUAUUUCACUGUAUGUUGUGUGUUGUGUGUCGUCAGGAUUUUGCUACCUAUGAAAACUGUCAGUUCAAGUACGGCGACGACCUUUCACCUCACGGGGGUAACUGGACACCUCUCACUCCAGUAGACGUUCUGGACAACUGCAGUACAUUCAUCAACGUCACUUUCACCUCCUCACUUGUCAAUGAGAACAGAACUGCCAUGGUCUUCAGGGGUCCGACGAGGGUGAACCUCAAACAGAGUCUGUGGCUCAAUUUCUCCAUCGACACGACAAAGAGAGAGUUUGGAGCCAUGGAGUUCCUCAUCUUCAGCGACUGGAGAGAUCUGGAUGCCAUGACAGCUGCCGAGAGAGCCAACUACCUGGCUCAGGAAGAGGCCAAGCAGCCUCUCUAUACCCUCCCUGCCGGCUUCAGAUCUUGGGUGAAGAUCUACAAGAUCAUGCGUCGUGACGGAGCCGCCAAAACAAACCUAUCAGACUUCUAUCUCAUCACUGAUUUCAGCAAGUACAACGACCCUCGACCUCUCGAGAACAGAACGUCCGAUCCUCUCCUUGUCCUGUUUGAAUGGAAGUCUCCCACAUACGAGUACAUUGAGGAUAUCCUCUCUACGACGAUCUGGAACACUCUUGGUUCUCUGGCGGGCGUAUUCGUCACACUCAUCAAGGCGGGGGAGUAUUUCUACGCCUGGAUCAAAAGAAUGAGAAGGGAGCGACAUAAGAAGUUGCUGAAACUCCGGGAGAUAGAGGAGGAGAGGCGGAGAAUGAUGGCCGAGUACGAACAGAAGAGAGAGGAGAAGAGGAGACAGAGACUGGCCGAGAGCCAGGAAAGACUCAACAAUGUCGUUAAGGAACGAGUGAUGUCACAAUGACAUCAUCAUUUCUAUUUAUUAUCACAAUAUUUCAUGGUAUAUAAAAUCACAGUAUUAUGUGUUUUGUUGUGUAUAUAGCUAAAUGAAAUGUUUCUAUGCAUCUUCUUCAGCGGCUGCGGCUGCUUGUCUUUCUUGUGACACCUGAGGAGGGGAAGACAAAAUGAGAGAAAGAGAGAGGGAGGGGGAAGGUCACCUCUUCUGAGUCUGCUCGUUCGUCUUCCGUAAACUCUUCUUUGUCCAGCCGCUCCAACUUUGGAAGAGCCACCAGCACCUAAGACAGACACACACAC
Molecule: messenger RNA, 3234 nt
Organism: Geodia barretti
Lineage: Eukaryota; Metazoa; Porifera; Demospongiae; Tetractinellida; Geodiidae
Source: the annotation of a GenBank genome assembly